AUGGCCACUGCACCAGAGGAGGCAGAAAAUGCUGUUGUCUUGGGGGAAAUCCACAUGAACAGAAAAGAACCACCAGAAGGGAAGAAGACAUUUACAGUGGAAGAAGCUGUGGAAACCAUUGGGUUUGGGAGGUUCCACAUCAUGCUUUUCCUCAUCAUGGGCAGCACUGGGGUGGUUGAAGCCAUGGAGAUCAUGCUAAUAGCUGUCGUGUCCCCUUUCAUCCGGUGCGAGUGGCAGCUUCAAGACUGGCAGGUGGCUUUAGUGACAACGAUGGUGUUUUUUGGCUACAUGGUCUUCAGCAUAGUGCUGGGACUCCUGGCUGACAGGUACGGCCGCCGCAAGAUUCUGCUGCUCUCUUUCCUCUGGGCAGCCUAUUUCUCCCUGCUGACCUCGUUUGCCCCAUCCUACAUCUGGUUUGUGUUCCUGCGGGCCAUGGUAGGAGGAGGUGUGUCAGGCCAUGCGCAAGGACUUAUCAUAAAAACUGAAUUUUUGCCCACCAAAUACCGGGGAUACAUGUUGCCCUUAUCUCAGGUGUUUUGGUUGGCAGGAUCCUUGUUAAUCAUUGGCCUGGCAUCAGUGAUGAACCCAACCAUCGGCUGGCGGUGGUUGAUCAGAAUUGCCUCCAUCCCUGGCAUCCUUCUCAUCCUGGUGUUCCAGUUCAUCCCAGAAUCAGCACGGUACAACAUGUCCACGGGAAACGUGGCAGCUGCCCUGGCCACGCUGCAGAGAGUAGCCAAGGUGAAUGGGGCGGCGAUGCCGGAUGGGCUGCUGAGGGAGCCUGUGAAGGAAAGGAGAGGAAGAUUCAAGGACCUCAUCCACCCCAAAUACCUCAGGACCACUUUGCAGAUAUGGAUCAUAUGGCUUGGCAUAGCUUUUGCUUAUUAUGGUGUCAUCUUGGCCAGUGCUGAGUUACUGGAGCGGGACCUCGUCUGUGGCUCUGCGGCACCACCGGCGCAGCACUCCAGUGGUGACUCCGAGGAGAGCCACAGCCCUUGCCACUGCCACUUCUUUGGACCUGCUGCCUACCAGACCAUGAUCAUCAGCACAGCUGGAGAGAUCGCAUUAAAUCCUUUGAACAUUCUCUGCAUCAAUGUCCUUGGGAGACGUCUGAGCCUGUGUAUCACCAUGGGAUGUACAGCACUAUUCUUUCUUCUCCUUAAUAUCUGCACCUCGAGUGCAGGCACGACUGGGUUUCUCUUCAUGCUGCGUGCCUUGGUUUCAGCAAACUUCAACACCACCUACAUCUACACAGCAGAGGUUUAUCCCACCACAAUGCGAGCCCUGGGGAUGGGGACAAGUGGGUCACUGUGCCGUAUUGGAGCUAUGGUGGCUCCAUUUAUAGCACAGGUUCUCAUGAGCACUUCUUUCACUGGGGCCUCGUGUCUUUUCUCAUCCGUGUGCGUGGUCUGUGCCAUCUCUGCAGUCACACUGCCCACGGAGACAAAGGGCAGGGCCCUGCCGUUACAACUUCUGAGGAUUGUUAGGGUGAUAGUCAAGACCACAAAAUGA
Acanthisitta chloris (rifleman) is the source of this 1509-nucleotide messenger RNA. RefSeq names its product SVOP-like (gene SVOPL). The coding region runs from base 1 to 1509 and encodes 502 amino acids. Gene Ontology annotation, biological process: transmembrane transport. The record is from RefSeq and is a predicted model, not a curated record. Lineage: Eukaryota; Metazoa; Chordata; Aves; Passeriformes; Acanthisittidae. Gene Ontology annotation, molecular function: transmembrane transporter activity. Gene Ontology annotation, cellular component: membrane. The transcript is spliced from 15 exons.